GGUAUUCCUGUGGUUCACCUCAAUAGUCUGAUUUGUCUUACUCUUCUCGUCGUUGCAUCCAUAACUCUGGACUGAUUAACACAUGCUUCAUUUUGUACGUUUCCAAAUAAUAAUUUUAGUUAAUGAAACACUUUUUGUCAGAAAAUAAAUACAUAUAAAUUACCAACUGCGUUACCCACUCUAGUCAGCAGAUGGCAAUGUGCGUCUUUCAGGCGAUGCUGCUAGUCUGACGUAUAAUCUAGUGGACGGGACGAUUGUUCAACAACAACAAAAUCUGGUCAACCAUCUCGGUAGCUUGCUAGCCAACAUAGCCGAAAUAUUGGAGCUCUUUAGACGCUUUCGGUGAUUAUUAGCCACUGUGUUUGAAACAUUUCCGUCUUAUCUACUAGUUGCCCCAUUUAAUUGCAAUUGUUGUUGUUAGUCAGCUAACUUUACUGUCUGGUUACAGUAGAACUAGGCUAGUCGCUAGCUAACUAACAUCAUCGACCAUGAGCUCACUAAUGUACUACCCCCCUGCUAAAGAAGAGGUCUGUUGGACGGAGAAAGAAACUAUCGUGAAAGUGGAGAACGAAGAAGAAGCCGUCACCGUAAAAAAAGAGGUAGAGGGUGAGUCUGUUACAGUGAAAGAUGAAGAGAAAGAAGUUGCAGUGAAAGAAGAGAACGAAGCUUUCCAAGUGAAAGAGGAGGACGUUACUGUGAAAGAAGACAAAGAGGAAAAGAGAAAUGAGGAUGCCGUUUUUGGAGUUAAUGAGGAAGAGAAUGAUAUGACUGUCGCAGUGAAGGAAGAGCAAUACGUUUUUGGAGUGAAGGAGGGGGAGAUUACUGUCACAUUGGAGGAGGAGACUGGCGAUCUGAUUAGCACCAGGGAGAGACCAGGCUCUUACUCUGAAAGUGGGACGAGUCCCUCAGAGGAACCAGACCCAGAGACGUCCAAACCAGCAAGACCACAUCACUGCUUUCAGUGUGGAAAGAGAUUUAUCCAGUUAGGGCACCUGAAAGAACAUAAGAGAAUGCACACAGGGGAGAAGCCUUACCACUGCUCCCAAUGUGAAAAGAGAUUUUCCUCAUCAGGGUCCCUGAAAUCACACGAGAGAACACACUCAGGAGAGAAGCCUUUCCAAUGCUCCCAGUGUGGAAAGAGUUUUACCCGGUUAGGGAGCCUGAAAAAACAUGAGAGAAUACACACAGGAGAGAAGCCCUAUCAAUGUGCUGAGUGUGUAAAGAGUUUUAGCUGGUUAGAGCAUCUAGAAGAACAUAAAAGAAUACACUCAUGUGAAAAGCCCUACCAAUGCUCCCAAUGUGGAAAUAGUUUUACCCGGUUAGGGCAUCUGGAAGAACAUACAAGAAUACACUCAGGAGAGAAACCCUACCAAUGCUCCCAGUGUGGCAAGAGUUUUACCCGGUUAGGGAGCCUGAAAAAACACGAGAGAAUACACUCAGGAGAGAAGCCCUACCAAUGCUCCCAGUGUGGAAAGAGUUUUACCCAGUUAGGGAACCUAAAAGACCAUAAGAGAAUACACACAGGAGAGAAGCCUUUCCAUUGCUCUCAGUGUGGAAAGGGUUUUACCCAAGCAGGGUACCUGAAGUCACAUAAGAGGACACACACAGGAGAAAAGCCUUACCAUUGUUCCCAGUGUGGAAAUCACUUCUCCACAUCAAGUAACCUGAAAAAACAUGAACGGAUACACUCAGUAGAGAAGCCAUUCCACUGUUUUCAUUGUGAAAAGACUUUUAAGAAGUUAGGGAAACUGAAACAACAUGAGCAAAGACACACAAGCGAGAAACCUAUUUCAACUGCUCCUCCUGUGGAUUGAAAUGUACCUGUUUAAAGCAACUGCAAUCACAUAAAAUAAUCCACACUAGAGAGAAAAUGUAUCAAUGCUCCCAGUAGCUAGGUUUCCAUCCAAUUUGUGACAGAUUUUCAUGCGAAUAUUCAAAAAUAUGCAUGAAAAUAUUCACAUUUUCCCAACAGAGGUGCAUUUCCAUCAAACUGACUUGUUGCAAAUAAAAAGCUAUAUUUGAUGACAUAGUGCACAUAAAAAGCACUAAGUCGUAUAACUUUUAAUUUAGGCCUACCAAAUAAAUAAAAAAAUGUAAUGUUUCCAUCCCAUUUUUAUCUCUAUCUCAAGAUCAUUUUUAUUUGUCAAUUGGCAGCCAAGCACCGAUCAUCAUGUCGCCAGCAUACAAAUUAAGACACACAAUAUUUAUUGGACAGCAUCAAGCUCAUCACCGUGCACUUUCACCACCAUGGUAAUUCAAUCAUAACUUAUUUCAUGUGUAGCCUAAUAAAUUGCAUGCUUUUUGAAGUCGUGAUGCACAACAUAUCAUCAUGUCACUGCAACUUUGCUUCGACAUGAUGGUUAUUCUAUCAAUAUUUGUGCAUAAAAGUGUUUUCACCAGAAUUGUUCCGUAGUUAAUUUUACAGACACAAAAAAUCCCACCAAGUUGAACAAACAAGUUGUCCAUCGGAAUUUAUGAAAUUGUACCAACACUCCCUGUUUCUAUCACAUCUGUUUUGAAUUUGUUUUUAUAUGGCAUGACUUUACUCGCAUAAAAAUAUUGGAUGAAAA
This is a messenger RNA of Oncorhynchus mykiss (rainbow trout), 2570 nucleotides long. RefSeq lists its product as uncharacterized. The record is from RefSeq and is a predicted model, not a curated record. Lineage: Eukaryota; Metazoa; Chordata; Actinopteri; Salmoniformes; Salmonidae. Gene Ontology annotation, molecular function: RNA polymerase II cis-regulatory region sequence-specific DNA binding; DNA-binding transcription factor activity. Gene Ontology annotation, biological process: regulation of transcription by RNA polymerase II.